GCGGCGGUAGUCACGGUAGUGGCGGUAGUGGUGGCGGCAGCGACGACCGAAAGUAAGAAGGAGAGUCGCAGCAGCAACAGCAACAGCAGCAGCAUCAACUCUCGCAGAUAGUGGGGAAGCGCAACGGCCUUCCAACAAAACGAAAACGAAGAAGAAGAAGAAAAGACCGGUGCCGUGUAGUGGGAGAAAAAGCGAGCGCGAGGUGUGUGCGCGCGCGCGUACCUCCGCAGUCUCCAGGAGAGCAACGGGCCGAUCGGCAUGGCACCACCGGUGCCGAUUUCACGCGAGAAACCGCGCGCCGAGCCGCGCAGCGAGAGUCGCCGCUUAUACGGCCGUCGCCGUAGCCGCCGGCCCGCGGACCGUUUUUCUUUUUAACACCUGUGCGUGCCCGAGCGUGAUACCACCGCCGCCGCCACCGCCACCACCAACGCCGUUCGAACGGGACGAGAGAUCGAGGCGGGAUACCAGGGAGACUCACGACCAAACAAGGCGAGAGCGCGAGUCCGGCGCAGCACGCGCGACGAGAUGACGACGAUGGCGACCAGCACAGCUCGGCUCUUUAGUGACGCCGAGACAGGAUUAUUCAGCAAGAGCGGCAAGACCUACGGGCCGAAGCAGCAAAACGGGAUGAACGUUUUGAACGGCGACCACGGCAGCAAGUGCUUCUGCUGUCCAUAUGGCUAUCACAUCGACCUCGACUUCGUACGCUACUGUGAGAACUGGCAGGCAGCAGCGAGCGACAGGAUUGCCCGGGGGAACGCGGAGAAGCGUCGUCGUCGCGCCCGGCAAAAGCAGUGCCAGUCGAUGGAGUUCCUCCUCGGCUUUCCCGAGGAAAAAGGGUUAUACGCCGAUCAGUCACUGGCACCAUCAUCGAAGCCGGCACCUCCGAAGCCUCCACCGAAGCCGAAUCUCGAUAGUCUGAAGCUCAAUCAGGAUUGGCAAGACACUCUGAGCAAUUUCGAGCAAACCCUAUCACAAUCGUACACGGGCCCAAGUCUCAGCAGCAUCACAACCACACACAGCAGCAGCAGCAAUUCGCCUGCUCGUCGACACAGCGCGUCCGACACGAGGCCAAACACGAAAGGCAGUAACGGCAAGCGGCAGGAGCAGCAGCGGCGCUCGCGGUCAUGCCAGCGCGAGCCAGAGGACGAGGCCGAGCCGGCAUUGGCAGAGCCCCCGACGUUAUCCUCGAGCAAGCUCGUGCUCCGGCAUAAGCACCGGCAGCAGCCGAGCGAGGAGUCAGCGAGCCGCGUCGAGAACCGCCCAUGCCUGCAGAACAUUCGCGAGCAGAUGGCCGCGGCCCUUGAGCGCAUGAAGCAGCUCGAGGAGCAGGUCAAGGAAAUACCCCUCCUCCACGUGCAGAUGUCCGUCCUGAGGGAGGAGAGGCGCAUACUACUGAGGCAGCUCGCGAGCCAGAGGAGGCUCAAUACCGGCCAGCAGACGGCGGGGAGGCGGGAGGUCGGCACCUCGUGCAAGAUCGUCACCAGGGACGUUGGCGUCUCCCAUCGGCAGACGAUAACCCGAGACACAUCGACGAACACGCGACCAGUUUCUCUCAGCAACCGGUCCACCGAGACGCCGGCGGGGACGACGACGACGACGACGACGACGACAACGACAACGACAAAAGGGAGCGCGCCAGCCGAUGCCAGGAUGUGUAUGUCCAAGGCCACGCAGUGCUUCGGUAGGAGUUACGUCCCGCCCUCUUCCGACAAAUCAGUCCAGUGCUCAAAGCCAGUGGGGCCGGCACUCGCGAGCAAAACAACCCAGUGCAAACCCAGAAGCGAGAACAAGGACACGGGCAACUCUGGAUUCCCGGUGCAGAGGAAACCAAGCCCCGAGAGACGCGAUCCUAUCAUCAGGAAGAACAAAGAGGUGCAGGCUACGGAAAGUCAGCCUUGGGUAAAGCUGAAGCUCAGCACGGGUGUAACGGCGAAACCGAGCGUCGCCGAUGUGAGCACCGAAACAACGGACGCGUCGAUCGGCCUUAUGGCCCUUCGCCGUCAGCAGCAGCUCGGCGGGCCCAAGUCCGUCGGAGUGGGCGUCGGCCGAGACCUGGUGGCCUGCACGAGUCGCGGCACGGAGACGACGGGCCCGCGGAGGCGGGACUUCGGGACCUCGCCACAGCGCAAACUCCUGAUCGACGUGUCGGUGGGCACGUCGCUGCCGAGCACCGCCACCGUUAGAUCGAGCACCAACUACUGCGACGAGUGCAAGCAGAUCAGCAAGAGCCUGAUCGAGAGGGACGCGACCAAGAUCGUCCCGGAGUCGGGACAGCGUCGAAAGUCCGAGAGCCCAGCGGAGCCCGGCUUGAAGAAGAGGCCGGAGAUCGCGAGGACACGGAUACCGAUGAUGAGCGACCCCAAGGGCGAGAGGCGGACGAUGCUUAUCAGACACGAUACUUGGACGGGGAGUCUCGAUCAACUAGGCGAUGAGUCGCAGAAUAUAAACAAGUAUGCCGAAUGCCUGCUAGUGCAAUCGUCCGAUAAGCAACGGAACGAAAACGACGUCGAGGAGGCAGAGAGGGACGGCCGCCACGAUGCAAAGCCUGCGGUCGACGAUGACAUUAGUCCCGCGUCGGAAGCGGACAAAACGAAGGAGCUCGACGAUGCCCUCGUCACCAGCAUGGUCCUCGAGACGCCGAAAAUACCCGCACAGCGCCCGCCUAUGGAACUCUCGCGGGAGAUGCGAGCCGCCCUCAAAGUUCUCGACGACAAUCUCAGGAAAGUGAGCGCGGGCGGAAUUUUGCCGAGCCGAGUGAAGAACGCGAGCAACAUCGUCCAGCACGAGUGGUUCAAGGUUUCGAGUACCGCUCAGGCGGAUCCCCACAGCGUGGAGUUCUACCUGGACCAAUUCGAGCACCACUCGGGCUCGCUCCUCGGGCACGUGGUCAACCUGACGGACUCGAGCGGCAACACCGCCAUGCACUACGCUGUCUCCCAUGGCAAUUUCGAUGUUGUCUCCAUCCUCAUCGACUCGAAGGUCUGUGACGUGAAUCGGUCCAACAACGCCGGUUACACGCCGGUGAUGCUCGCUGCCCUGGCGCAGGUGCGCAACUCGACCCACGCCUCCGUUGUCAAACGUCUCUUCCAAAUGGCCGACGUUAACGUGCGCGCGAGGCUGCACGGCCAGACGGCUCUAAUGCUCGCCGUGUCCCAUGGUCGCAAGGACAUGUCACGGCUCCUGCUCGAGGCCGGCGCGGCUGUUAACCUCCAGGACGAGGACGGAAGCACGGCUCUAAUGUGCGCCGCCGAGCACGGCCACGCGGACAUCGUGCGGCUGCUGCUCGGCCAGCCGGACUGCGACUCGGCGAUCCUCGACGUCGACGGCAGCUCGGCCCUCAAGAUCGCCUUGGAAGCCGGCCACGCGGACAUUGGAGUUCUCCUCUACGCCCACCAGCGUGCCAGCCGAACAAGCCCGAUGCCCGGGGCCUGUCCCGCAGCUCUACCCGCCCCGCGACCGGGCAAGAGGCAGCGCACGAACUCCGGACAGCAUCACGGGGCCGGCGCUUCCCAACAGUACUCGGCCCUCUCGAUGUCGGCACCCGCGAGCCCCAUCGCCGCCGCUACCAGGCGCUUCCAUUCCUCGAGCCUCUCGCUCGUCGACGCACCCAAAUACUCGUUGUGAACGCGCGCUACCCCCC
This is a messenger RNA of Ceratosolen solmsi marchali, 3643 nucleotides long. RefSeq names its product KN motif and ankyrin repeat domain-containing protein 2 kank (gene Kank). Gene Ontology annotation, biological process: negative regulation of actin filament polymerization. Gene Ontology annotation, cellular component: cytoplasm; cytoskeleton. Gene Ontology annotation, molecular function: protein binding. The transcript is spliced from 9 exons. The record is from RefSeq and is a predicted model, not a curated record. The coding region runs from base 526 to 3627 and encodes 1033 amino acids. NCBI's taxonomy places the organism in Eukaryota, Metazoa, Arthropoda, Insecta, Hymenoptera, Agaonidae.